GAGAAGGCCAAACAAGACCCGUCCAAAGAGAAAACACAGAUGUCAUCUACUCUGCUGCUUGUUGCUGGUGCAUUGAUGAGAGUAGGGUUCCUACUCUUUGGGCAGUAUCAGGAUGCCAACAUGGAAGUCAAGUAUACCGAUAUUGACUACUUGGUGUUUUCGGAUGCAGCUGGAUACGUAUGGAAUGGUGGAUCACCAUACGUGAGGGAGACUUAUAGGUACACUCCGCUACUGUCUUGGUUACUCCUUCCAAACAACAUAUUCGAAGACUUUGGUAAGUGGCUAUUCAUAACCUGUGAUCUCAUAACAGGCUUGAUCAUCUUGCAAUUACUCGAGAUGGCCAUGGUCAAAGGCUGGAAGAAAACAGUACUGGGGUCAAUCUGGAUUCUAAAUCCAAUGGUUGCCACGAUAUCUACGAGGGGAAGCUCUGAGAGCGUCUUGACUGUGUUCGUUAUGCUCUUUGUGUAUAACUUGCUGAAGAGAAACGUUAUGACCUGUGCAGUGUUUGCGGGCAUCGCUGUCCAUUUCAAGAUUUACCCUGUGAUCUAUAUACCAACUGCUAUCAUCUUUCUCUUACCUGUACAUAGCAUCAAACAGGUAUGGAGAUCCCCAGGUGUUGUUUUCGAGGAUUCUGUGAUUACGUUUGUGUUUUGUACCAUUGUGACUUUCGUCACACUUGGAUCGAUCAUGUACAUCAUCAACGGGUACGAAUUCUUGGAACAUUCAUACCUCUAUCACUUUAUAAGAUCUGAUCACCGUCACAACUUUUCCAUAUACAACGUUUCCCUUUACUUCACAAGUGCGCUAUCACAGAUCCCCUCCGCGGAUUUCACCAGACUGGCAUUCAUACCACAGUUAUUGCUAUCAGCAGUAAUUGUCCCCUUGGCUCUGACUAAGAAAUCUCUCUGUGAUACGUUCUUGAUUCAAACAUUGACUUUUGUGACGUUUAACAAGGUUGUGACGUCCCAGUAUUUCAUUUGGUUCCUGAUCUUCCUACCUCUUUACUUGAGAAACUCUUCCCUGUUGUCAUUGAACAAGUCUAAGGGAAUAAUGGCCCUUUUGCUGUGGAUAUCAUCGCAAGCAACCUGGUUAUUCUUUGCAUACAAACUGGAGUUCUUAGGGGAAUCAACUUUCUUCCCACAGUUGUUAUUGAGCUCUGUGGGAUUCUUCUUUGUGAACAUCUACAUCCUGGGCUUGUUCAUCGACGAUACAACCAGUAAACACAAUUCCAGUGGUAUAUAAUUAUGCAAACUAUACGACAGAAAGCAUGCAUAGUCUUGUAAUGUAUAAUAGGGUAUGGGUAUCUUAAAAGGCUAAGAUGAGCACAACGAGCCAUGUAUAUUGCGUUUUUUAGUCAAGUAUGUACAAAUA
Messenger RNA from Williopsis jadinii, 1371 nucleotides. RefSeq names its product glycosylphosphatidylinositol-alpha 1,4 mannosyltransferase I (gene GPI14). Gene Ontology annotation, cellular component: glycosylphosphatidylinositol-mannosyltransferase I complex; membrane. Gene Ontology annotation, molecular function: GPI mannosyltransferase activity; alpha-1,4-mannosyltransferase activity. The record is from RefSeq and is a predicted model, not a curated record. The transcript has a single exon. Lineage: Eukaryota; Fungi; Ascomycota; Saccharomycetes; Phaffomycetales; Wickerhamomycetaceae. Bases 40 to 1242 code for a protein of 400 amino acids. Gene Ontology annotation, biological process: GPI anchor biosynthetic process.